Ilyonectria robusta is the source of this 423-nucleotide messenger RNA. RefSeq lists its product as uncharacterized. NCBI's taxonomy places the organism in Eukaryota, Fungi, Ascomycota, Sordariomycetes, Hypocreales, Nectriaceae. The transcript is spliced from 3 exons. Bases 1 to 423 code for a protein of 140 amino acids. The record is from RefSeq and is a predicted model, not a curated record.
AUGUAUUUGGAUAAACUCAGUAAAUCUCUGGACAUUCCAGAGGCUCUAGAUGUAAAUAUUCGUUCUCGAAUGGCCUCCGGAUGCGGCGUCAUGGAGGUGGCUUGUGGCUUGAGCCGACGUCGCUGGUAUGCUUUGGCGUGUGUCUUAGCGCGCUACGAGACGCGGGGUGUCAAGUCAGCCAGCGCCGGGGAUUCUGUAACUGGCCCCUUGGAGAUUAGUCGACGUCAAAGCGGACCUGGCCGAGUCAUUGCGUUGGGUAGGAUUGACGGUUUCAUCCACCCCGCCACUGUUUUCGGCCGACUCUGGGGAAGAGUACGUUAUGCUGUGGGAGGAAAUGUGGACCGAGUCGAUGUCAUCGGGGGAUUUGUACCCGAGAUGAAUGGACGUGGUCUCUGUAGUUUUGAGUGCAAUGAGGGCGAUUGA